Molecule: messenger RNA, 927 nt
Organism: Striga hermonthica
Lineage: Eukaryota; Viridiplantae; Streptophyta; Magnoliopsida; Lamiales; Orobanchaceae
Source: the annotation of a GenBank genome assembly
AUGGCUGGUAAACCAGAGUUUGAUCCUCAGCUCGUCAUAUCUCACGAAUUUCCCCAGUCGACGUAUACUUACACCGAAAGGGACGCUGCACUAUAUGCACUUGGUGUUGGAGCUUGUACGAAAGAUGCGGUUGACGAUAAAGAGCUGAAAUAUGUUUACCAUCAAGAUGGACAGCUAGCUAUUCAGGUCUUGCCAACUUUCGCUGCGUUAUUUUCUUUGGAAAUUCAGUCACAGCUCGCACAGUUACCGGGUUUAGAAUUUGAUCCGCGUCUUAUGUUACAUGGUCAACAGUACAUCGAGAUAUACAAACCGCUUCCUCCUAGUGGUUCUCUGAUAAAUAAGGCAAGUGUAGCUGGAUUGCAUGAUAAAGGUAAAGCAGCUGUUCUAGAGAUUGAAGUUUCAACUUACGAAAAAGACUCUGGUGUGCUGCUCUGCAUGAACAGGUUGGCGGUUUAUUUGAGAGGUGCUGGUGGCUUCUCAAAAUCAUCCCAGCCCUACUCUCAUACCAAGUAUUCCCCCAGUCUGUCCGUGGUUUAUAAAAUUCCCAAAAGUCAACCAUUUGCUAUCUAUGAAGAAAGCACACAACCGUCUCAGGCAUUGCUUUACAGGCUAUCUGGUGAUUACAACCCAUUACACUCAGAUCCUACGGUUGCAGAAGUAGCUGGAUUUUCUCGUCCAAUAUUGCACGGGCUUUGCACCCUGGGGUUUGCAGUCAGAGCCAUCAUAAAAAGCAUCUGUCGAGGAGACCAAAGCAUGAUAGUGAACAUAUCAGGUAGAUUUUUGCUGCACGUCUAUCCAGGGGAAACCUUAGUAACCCAAAUGUGGCUUGAAGGCUUGAGAAUAUUGUAUGAGGUGAAGGUCAAGGAACGAAACAAGGCCGUGCUCUCUGGAAUCGUAACUCUUAACCGCUUUAGCUCAUCUUUGUGA